This is a messenger RNA of Phytophthora infestans T30-4, 804 nucleotides long. RefSeq lists its product as uncharacterized. The record is from RefSeq and is a predicted model, not a curated record. The transcript is spliced from 5 exons. NCBI's taxonomy places the organism in Eukaryota, Oomycota, Peronosporomycetes, Peronosporales, Peronosporaceae. The coding region runs from base 1 to 804 and encodes 267 amino acids.
AUGAUUAGAUUGAAUGCAGAGUAUGUAUCUAUUCUAAAAGCUAAUUUCAAGCGUCAGAUUUUAUUUGUGGAUUCGGUAAAAGGUCAGCUUUGUAACAUGGCUUCGUUUCUGAAGCUUGAUUCAACCAAUAUUUAUAACAUCGAUGCAACUCAGUUCUCGAACAAUUCGUUCAAGAUCGAAGUACCGACCGCAGCUACAGCAUCCACUAUCUCUAUAGCACUAUCGGAUGACUUAGCAGAUAUCAAGCGAAGUAUUCAGACAGCUUUCGUAAACACAGGAGCUUUUCUAAUCGAUUCUACCGAUAACAAUUUUGAUUUCAGUGCUACGCCAGCAUCGCUCCCGCCUGGAUACACUCGAUCUACUACUGGUUUAUAUAGCUCUGGGGGAACGGGAUUACCAACUACGACGCGAGUCCCUCGUGUUAUUAUCGAUAAUGCUGCGUUUGGCAAGGUAGUUGGGUUGACUAGUGGUACUUACCCUACGGCACCUACUAUAAUAUCAUCUGCACAACUCUCAAAUACUAUUCCUCAGAUUCACCCGAGUUCGAGCUAUGUUGUACGUUGUGAUAUCAUUAAGAAUCAAUACGUAGCUUCGGGCGAUAUUCUAAGCGCUUUUGAUAGAGGCGAUGCCCAAGUAGGACAACUGAUAUCCUACAAACCGAGUCAAUAUGCUUGGAUGAACUGCUUCGACGGAUCUAGGUCUUCGAUCACUAUCUCCAUGUAUAACCAGAAUGAUCAAAAGGCUCAAUUAAGAGACACUCAGUAUCGAGUUGAUUUUUUUAAAAAUAAAAUAGGGCGGAAUUAA